CCUGAUAUGCGAUCCCCUCACCAACAAGCCGUUAGGUGAUUGACAGCUACCAACGAAUCUGUCCGUCGUCAUCGCUGCACUAAUUGCAUUGUUAUCAUCCCGGUGUACAUGUCCUGGUGCAGAGUGCAUGUAAUACCUCAUUUCUACAAGGUUAAUACCUCAUUUCUACAAGGUUCAGAUCAGCUAUUAAACAAGAUCCAUGGAGAAUGACAUAUUUUACAACCAAUCCGUUAUUGAGGAUGGUUGGUUCAGGGAGGUGAACCUGCAGUGGGCAGGUUACAGCUUAAACCUGCAGGUGGAGGAGGUUUUGUAUGAGGGCAAAUCUAAGUACCAGGAUAUCCUUGCAUUCAAAAGUAAGUCAUUUGGCAAUGUUCUUGUGUUAAAUGGGAUCAUCCAGUGCACAGAGAAGGAUGAGUUCACCUACCAGGAGAUGAUAACACAUAUACCCAUGACCCUUCAUCCGAAUCCACAAAAGGUCUUGGUGAUUGGUGGAGGGGAUGGUGGAGUAGUUAGGGAAGUUCUGAAAUAUGAAUCUGUCAAUCAAGUUGUACUAUGUGAAAUUGAUCAGCUGGUGAUAGAUGUGUGUAGGAAACAUCUGCCAACCAUGUCCUGUUGUCUGGACAACCCUCGGGUUCGUAUUGAGGUGGGGGAUGGGGUGGACUACGUCAGCAACCACCCUGGAGAGUUUGAUGUCAUCAUCACAGAUGCUCCUGACCCUGAGGGUGCUGCUGAGGCUCUAUUCCAGACCAACUACUACAUGGGUUUGAAGGGGGCUCUCAAAGCUGAUGGUAUUGCCUGUUGUCAGGGGCUAACACCAUUUAUAGACCUGCCUAACGUGAAAAAGAUGUUCCAACAGUGUAGAGAUGUGUUUCCUCAGGUUGGUUAUGCUACAGGCAGCACACCCACUUAUGCCAGUGGUAUUAUGGGAUAUCUUGUAGCAAGCUCAACUCCAAACAUUGACUUUACAAAGCCAGUCAGGCGACUAUCUGAAGAAGAUUUAAAAAGAAUGGACUUGAAGUAUUACAACUCAGAUAUUCACACUGCCUCUUUUGUCCUGCCUAAUUACAUUAGAGAGGUUGUUAAAGACAUGAUUGACACAUAGUGAUGAUGUGUACUGGCAACAACCUGUUUCAUCAUGAGCUGAAUAAAAGCCAAGUGUGUUUUCAACAGUUAUGGUGGCAAUUGAUAUUACACAUGUAUUUUCAACAAUAAUGGUGGCUAUGUUUUUUUACCUAGUAAUUUUUAUAUAAUUUUGAUAUGCGUUCAGCAAUGAUUGUUGAUUGUGUUUUAUACUUGAUGAUUGAUGUUAGCUAACUUAUAAAUAUUAUUUGAACUCUUGACAUGACCAAACAAGAUCAAUCAUUAUGUUUUUGUUAAACAGUUUUAAAAAAAUUCAAAACCAAAUUAAUUUUUCUUUUUGUAAACUUUUCUAAGCUCAAGUUAUAUUGAAAUCAUAUUUAAUAUAUUAAAAGAAAGCCUGUGUUACUAAAUGAUGAUCACUAAACAUUUAUUUUUUUGAGUUGUAAUUUUUUUUUCAGCAUGCUCAGAUUUUUUUCAGACUUAACAAUUUUGUUCUUGUUUAUUCUGUUUUUGUGUGCAUAAAAAAAAUAAUGUACCAAUUAAUCCUUAAUGUACGAAUUGAGUAAAAUCUAACAUGGUCUCUCGCUACUUUCUUUCGUUCAGUUUAAAUAUAUUUUUCUUAUUUCCUAUGUUCUUGUUAAAAUAAUGUGAUAUAUCUUUGUUAUUCAAUGGUUUAUUAUUUGCUUUUUCUAAGGUUUUCAUUAAAAGAUUUAAAACUUUUUUUUAAUUUCAAUAAUUGAAAUUAUGAAUGUUAACUACCUAUAACACUUUUAUAUUGGGAUCACAUUUUUAACAAAACCUUUUACAUUAUUGUUUAUACUUUUUAUCUCUGGACUUUUACUAUUACAAUUUCUGCACACUUUCAAGAGAAUUUUAAUUUUUUUCAUUAUUCAUCUCUAAUUAACCAGUUUUUUUAUACUGCUAUUCUCAUGUUUUCAUCUGCUUUUCAUUUAUAUAGCAUAUCCGCUGUGUUUUAGCUAUUGAAGAAAACAAUACUUUGACCUUUUCCGUCCCAAAAUUUAAAAUGUCUGGGAAAGCUACGAGGAGAAAAUUAUAAAUGUGAUCAAUUGUUCUGUUUAAAGCUUGAUAACUUACUUUCUAAUAGUAUAUAGUGAGUAAUUUACUAAAAUUAUAAUUAGCUUAAUUAUAAAGCACAUAAUUGUUUAUUAAUUUAUACAAACUAAAUUUAUGUUUUCCUACAUAAAUUCUAUUAACCCGUCCUGGAAAACCUUGUUUGUAUUAACUUCAUGAAUCAACGAAUCAUUAACAUGUCAUUAUUACAGAUUUGUAGGAUUUUUUACAUUUAACUAUCUCAUUAGAUAACAUUCAACAAGCGUAACCCAAAUAUGUGGUAGAAAAUUAUAAAAAAGUUGUAUUGGUAAUUUACUAAUAGAACUUCUUAUUAAUUUUCUACCCAAUAUUUCGGUUACACUUGUAAAUGCUAUCUGAUCAGAUAAUUGAAUGUAGACUAUAGAUGAAGAUUGACCUUAGGUCAGUAUGUCAGUAGGCUACCCAAGCAACAUAGUCGAUCAGCAUGUUGAGCACCACUUUCAGGGCAUUAAAAAAGCCAAUCAAAGUGCAAUUUAUAUGACAAUUCCUUCAAGUUGAGCAACAAAUUACAAUAAAUACUCCACUGUGUAUAGAAUGUUUUUGUAAGUAAGCAGUAUUGCUUUAUUGUGUCCAUUACUAUCUGACUCACGUCUCAUAAUCAAAUUUUUUAAAUAAAAUUAACUUUUCCAUUAUACAAUUUAUUUUGUUUAGCAUUGUAUAUAAUGUGUUUAUGAUAUAAAUUAUUUUUAUUCAUUCCUAAACAGCUUCAAUAUAUUUUAUGUUUAAAUUAAUAGGGCUUUUUGGCAAAGGGUAAGAUUUUUGUUAUGGUUGUGAUUUCUCUACAUUGUUUUAUAAAAUAAUUGGUGAUAAUAUGAAUGUUAUUUUUGUUUAUCUGCCAGAUCAAAAUUAAAAAAUCAAUUGUUAACAUAAAAUCAAUUGUUAACAUUUACCGUAUGUUGUGAGUGUAAUCCACUCUUUUUUAUUUUUGCGAUCAAUUCAUCUAUGAAAUUUUACUCAGAUUUCCCACGCGUGGAUGCCAUCAAAUGCUGACCCUAAAUGUAAUUCUAAUAAUGCAUUGUUAAAUGUCUCUCCCUUUGCUUAUUAUUACGCAAGUCAGCCAAACCCUCUUUCUCAGUGGAUUAGGGUUAUAGUAUUUCAAUAAUACCACAAUAAACACAAUAAGUAAUGCUUUUUAUACAGUUUUUUUAGUUACAUAUAUCUUCUCCAUUUAUAAUCUAUAAAGAUGUAGAUAGGUGGAUUACACCCAAAAUGUAGGCUACUCCGACAGAUGUAAAUCUUAAGGAAUGGAGUUGUUAAAAAUGUUAAUAUUUUCAUAGAUUAAAUAUCUCUUUGGAUUUGUAUUUUACUAAAUUUUGCCAUCAGAAACUUGAAAUCCUUCGCUUGCUCAUAAAAUGUUUAGAUUUUAAAAAUGCACAAGUUGUCUUUUUGCUGGAAAAUUUAAUCUUUCAGAAAUAGCUGUGACACUCAAGUGACCAAUGGUAUGGUUUAUGACAGUAUUGGCAAAAUGAUUUUUUUAUGCAGUUCAAAAAAAUAUAUUGUCUCUUAAUCAAAAUGUUUGUUAUUGUAAACCUUAGAGCAUAUUCCACACCUGUUAUGAACACUUGUGAAUGAAUUCUGUGAUUUUGAAAAUGUGACAUUCUCAUUCAGAUACAAAAGGCUUUUUGUGUUGAUAGUUCUUCUAUGUGAUAGCACAUUUUCCAAAUGUUGGUCAUGAUUGACUCUCUCACUAUAGUAGUAUUUUUAAAACAUUUCUGGAUCCUUUUUUUUUUUUGGGUCUUGAUUUUGAUUUUCGGUAUCGUGUGUUUGUGUUUUUUUAAAGUACAGCAUUUUAAUAAUAAUUGACUAAAAAUCUAAAACCCUUUUAAUUAAGUAUUAGUUAACUAAUCAGGAGGAAAAUACUGAAAAGUAUUUUAAUGGAAUAGUAUUCAAGAAAAUUACUGGCAAAAUGUGUUGUUUUUUUUUGCUUUGAAAAUAUGUGUUCUGAUAAUCAUAGAUAUUGGAAAGCUAUAUAGAAAUUUUAUAUUUUGAUAUAUCAAAUUUAGUUUCUUUUACUGUUUAUUUUGAGUAUGGACAAAUAUUACUGUUUGAUACAAUUGUAUUGAUGUAUAUAUUUGUAAAUCAGUGGUUCAAAAUUCUUGCCCCGUUGCUUCAAAUGUCAAUCUAUUUUAACAGUCUUUUGAUUUAAAUUCUUUAUCAGAGACAAACAUGUUUUAAACUUAAAACUCAGAAAAAAUUAUUGAUCAUAUCAUACUAAUUUUUGUAUCAUUGUGUUUGGUGUACAAAUGUUUGACACAUAUCAUUUAUUGUCUUGUGUUUAAUCAUUUGGAUCAUUUUUUAUGUUACAAGUUGAGAAUGUUCACCCCUUCAUGCAAAACUUACAGUUAAUGAUCAUUGUGUGUACACAACAGUGAUUCACAAAAACUUUUUGCUAUAAAUACAAAUUUAAUUUGCUCAAUAUCUAAUCAAUGUUCAGACCUAUCACUUUUAACACCUGUACCUCACAAUGUGGAAAACACUUGUGUAUUUAAUUAAACCAUUUUUUUUUUAAAUUUUAUUUUGCUUCUGAGGUUGAAAAAAAAAAAUGGAUUUUCUGUUUUGUUGAAGCUAUACAGGAAAAUGUACACAACACAAAAUUGAUGUGAUUGACUGAGAUGCCCAGUCACAAAUGUUACAUUCGCUUUUAGAAUAUUCAAAAUUUAUUUCGGUUUUUUCUUGAUGCACUUGCCUGCCAAGUUAUUCAGUUGUUUUACAUAAGACUAUGUAUGUUACAGAUAAUUAAACACUUCUUGAUGCAUU
Molecule: messenger RNA, 4947 nt
Organism: Physella acuta
Lineage: Eukaryota; Metazoa; Mollusca; Gastropoda; Physidae
Product: spermidine synthase
Biological process (GO): spermidine biosynthetic process
Cellular component (GO): cytosol
Molecular function (GO): spermidine synthase activity
Source: RefSeq, a predicted model, not a curated record